AUGUCCGACCCGCCGUUCACGGUCAAGGCUCUUUUUGAUUAUACAUCAGAGCAUGAAGAUGACCUUCAUUUCUCAAUCGGCCAGGUGAUUACCGUGACCGCAGUGGAGGAUGCGGACUGGUUUUAUGGGGAAUACAAUGAUAAUGCUGGGAAACAAGAGGGAAUUUUCCCUCGCAAUUUUGUCGAGAGAUUUGAGCCUACAGCUCCGCCGAGGCCAAGUCGUCCGGUAAAAGCGAAGAAAGAGGCAGAUCCGGUMCCCCCGCCAGCACCUGCGGUCGAGACGGAAGAGCCCGUGCAAGAGGAUGAACCAGAGCCAGAGCCAGCUGUUGAAUUGCCUCAAGAAAAAGCUAUACCACUCCCAUCUUCCCCUCCAGCUCCUGUUGCUGAGCCGAUUGUUCCUGUGGUUUCGCAGCCACCAAAGCAGCCACAGCCUGAGCCGAGUACUGCUCCUGCGGCCAAAGCUCCCCCUCCAGUCGUCUCCAACAAGCCGAGCUCAAAUGCAUUCAGAGACCGUAUUGCCGCAUUCAACAAACCUGCUGCGCCUCCAAUUGCUCCUUUCAAACCGGGUGGUCCAAGUUCUAAUACUUUCAUAAAGAAGCCAUUCGUCGCACCUCCACCAAGCAAGAAUGCAUACGUCCCCUUACCAAGAGAACAACCACCACCAAAGGCGUAUCGUCGUGAAGAAGACCCGGAAAUCGCCAAUAGAGAACCUCCUGUAUCUGAAAAUUCACUGCCGUCCCCACCCGCUGAGCCAGCUCAGGACGAGGAUCAACCGAAACCGACGAGUCUGAAGGAGAGAAUUGCUUUGUUGCAGAAACAGCAGUUGGAACAAGCGAACCGUUUGGCCGAGGCUGCACAGAAGAAAGAAAAGGCAAAACGACCUCCCAAGAAGCGAACUGACACUCAGGAAGCUCCCCCAGUGCCCGCUGCCGCUGAAAGUACAGAGCUGGAGCAUACAGAAAAUCCUGAAACUCCUCGCGGUGAACGUCAGUCUUUUGAAGGCGAAGGUGGUGAGGAUUCUAAGCCAGUGCAGCUUGCUUCUCCUCCUCUCCCUUCUCGGGAGCUUACGAGUGAUACGAAUGAUGCAGAUUACUCAGGCGCUGCAGACACUGAAGAUGCGGAAGAAACAUCGACAAGUAGGGAAGACAUUGAUGAAAGGCCUCGGGCGCAAAGGCAUGUUGUACAGGAAGAGCCAGCGGCUGAUAGUGAUGACGAGGCAGCAGCAGAGGACGACGAGGAAGAGGAGGAGGAGGAAGUUGACCCUGAAGUCAGAAGGAGAAUGGAACUCAGGGAGCGUAUGGCUAAAAUGAGUGGUGGCAUGGGCAUGAUGGGUAUGUUCGGUGGUGGUGGUGGUGGUGGCUUGGGCAUGGGAAUGCCUCCAAGAAAAGCCAAGGCUCCUGAAGAUGCUGGAAGACAAGCAGAAGAAUUGGAACCCCCCAGGUCUCCAUUACACGCUCCUCCCGUGCCAAUCAUGGCACUGCCUGGUAUGAAUGUUCAAAGACCCUCCGUGUCCUCGCCUAAGGAAGUUGAAAAGGAAGAAGAACAUGAGGAUGUGCCAAUUACUCAACAGCGUUCCGCAGAAGAGCUACCAGAUGUCGAGGAUGUUGUUGAAGAACAUGAGCCCGCACCGCGCAAGUCAGUGGACAGGGCUCCUCCACCCCCUCCACCGCAUGAACGUUCCGUCCCUCCUCUGCCUUCUGCAGAGAGCAGGCCACCUCCGCCACCCGUUCCUGUAUCGCAACCUGCACCACCCCCUGUGGCAUCGGAAUCGCGACCUGCGGCUCUGCCACCAAGACCUCUUACGUCUCCGAGUCCUGGCUCCGAAUCAGAUGAUGAGCUUUCAAUCCAUACUAACAAAAUGUCACUGGAUUCAACAUUGACGCAAGCAGCGCCUGCCAGUCCACCACCACCUCCUCGCCGUUCUUCAACAUAUGAUUCUGUUAGGUCUGCAACCAUGUCGGAAAAGCGAUUCAGUCGCGGGCCUCCACCGAUCCCAAACAAUCCUCCUCAGACUCCCUCCUCUCCACCGCAGGCUCGACCUCCACCACCACCUCCUCCUCCCGGGGUGCUAACUCGACAAACCACAUCGGAUUCUAGACACAGCAUUAUCCAAUCACCAAUCGCUAGGGAUCAUGACAUACAAGACGAAACGACCGAGUACGAAGCUGAUUAUGACACUGAUAUAGCUCCCACCGCAAAACACAAGGACGCGCUCAAAUCGCACGGUCGAGAAUCCAGUAUCGAAGACGGAGGUGAUGAACUGUCACCUCAGUCUCCUCGAUUUCCACCUCCGCUUCCACCCACAGCUCCUCGUGCUGUACCUCCUCCCCUACCGCCUAGUCAGCCGCCUAAUAAAAGAGCAUCGAUGGACAUUCCACGAUCUGCGCCACCUCCUCCACCACCUCCUGCAAGAGAUCUGACUACUGAGGAAGAGGAAGACGAUGAUGAAUAUGAUCCAUACCGAUACGACUCUGGUCGUCCAAGCGUACCUCCCCCUCCUCUACCUUCAAAUCCUCCUCCACCACGAGAAGAGUACGAUGAUCAAGAUGAUAGCCCUGUUUCUUUGCCACAGGCUCCUCCUCCGCCUCCUCCUGAAAGGACUGUUGCUCCACCAGCUCCACCACAUGAGAAAUCUGUUCCUCCUCCACCUACCGAGGCUCCUCGAUCCCGGCAGAGUCUUGAUAUAUCUAGGGCCAUGGCCAACGCUCGCCGAUCUAUGGACAUUCCACGCCCGUCCGUGGAUAUGGGUUUCAUCGCAACCGAUGUAGACCUUGCGGAGAGCACUUUCUGGUGGACUCAGCCAAAAAUUCCUCCUCCUGUGUUCCAGAAUCGCAAAGACUUGUUGUUCGAGAUUGAGGAAUCAACUUCAAGCAAACGCGGCGGUAAAACUACGGUCAGCAAAGACGUCUAUGUUUUGUUUGCGGACUAUUCGCAAACCGUGAUCAAAGUUCGCUUCGAUGCAAAGAACCCGAGUGAUGUAACUUUUGAGCAACGACACGAAGCGCCUCCUAGCAAACUUCGACAAGACCAGCUAGAGACUGCACACGAAAGAUUCGGAAGCCGGAUAUCUGCUGCUGCCAAUUCGGUACAAAAUACGACCGUGGGCGAUGGAACAUCUUACGGUCUCAUCCAGCACUUACUUUCACCACUUAAGGAUGUGCUUUUACCAGUGGGUACCCGGGCCUACGGUGCUUUGGUUUACGCCAAUUUAGCCAAUGCAUCUGUACAGCAAAACGAUGAAAUCCGAGCUGGCGAUAUCAUCAGCUUCCGCAAUGCCAAAUUCCAAGGUCAUAAGGGUGGGCUUCAUCAAAAGUACAGCGCCGAAGUUGGCAAGCCAGACCACGUCGGAGUCAUCGUUGAUUGGGAUGGGACGAAGAAGAAGAUUCACGCAUGGGAGCAGGGUCGUGAAAGCAAAAAGGUCAAGCCGGAGAGUUUCAAGCUGGGCGAUCUCAAGAGCGGAGAAGUCAAGGUCUGGCGUGUCAUGCCUCGAAGCUGGAUUGGAUGGGAUGAAGAUAAAUAG
Molecule: messenger RNA, 3519 nt
Organism: Talaromyces amestolkiae
Lineage: Eukaryota; Fungi; Ascomycota; Eurotiomycetes; Eurotiales; Trichocomaceae
Exons: 1
Coding region: 1-3519 (1172 amino acids)
Molecular function (GO): protein binding
Source: RefSeq, a predicted model, not a curated record